AUGCCAACAUCCACGGAAAUUACAAUUUCUGAGGAAGGCAAAUCCAGCCGCGCCAAUUACCUAGGGCCGAAACGUGAGUUCACCGAGGAGGAACGCAACAACAUAAAGAAGCAGUUAGCGAUAUAUGCGGGGGAAGCCGAAAAGCUAAAAGAAGAAGCCCAACGUGGUAGCACUAGCUGCAUCUACAGAGUCCUCCCGAGGCUCAAGGAAAGCAAUGGUGACCGGUUAUACAAACCCAACAAGCUCUCCAUCGGGCCCUACUACUACAACCUUCGUAAUUAUGAAGACUUCAAGAUGGCCGAAGAUUACAAGAGGAAGUGCUUCGGCUCCUUGCUGGUCAAGACGACAGAUCAAGAAAUGCAAAUCAAUACCCAUAUGAGCUGCUUGCAAAGAAUAAGCGAACUUGAAAAGGAGAUCAGAACGUGUUAUUCUGAAGAGUUCGAAGUCGCCGGUAUUGAAUUUCUCGAAAUGAUGGUUGUUGAUGCUUGUUUUAUAAUAGAAAUAAUUGAAAUGUUUGAAUUAGGGACAAAAGUCACCUACAGAAAGAGAGAAUCUGAUCUUGAAGCCUUGACGUGGAUGGUACCGUAUUUAUACAGGGACUUUCUCCUGCUCGAGAAUCAGAUCCCCUUUUUCGUUCUGGAAGAGAUACAUGCGCUUACCCAUAAUAUUUCUGUCGAGGAAAGUAGAUUCACGAUGUUGUCUACUGCUUUGAGAUUCUUUAGGAACGGAAUGAAAAGAUUUGAUCCUCUUUCGGCAGAUGACAUAUUUGAAAUGGAUAGUGGCCCGGUCUUGCAUUUGCUGGACUUGGUUCGGAGGAGUUUAAUACCAUCCAAUAUUGGACUGGGAGCAAUGGGCUUUUUGGAGUCUCCAUUCAUUCACUGCAUCUCGAAGCUGAAGCUGGCGGGGAUUAAGGUCAGUCCGGUCAUGGAGGCGGAAAGCUUCCUAGAAGUGAAAUUCAAGAAAGGUGUGAUUGAGAUGCCAAACAUAGCCAUCGACGACUUGAUGAGAUGUUUGUUGCUGAACUGUGUGGCAUUCGAGCAGUGCCAACAGAGAAGCGGCAGGUACUUUUCAGUUUACGCUACCUUUUUGGACUGCCUUGUGAACACCAAGGAGGACGUCGAGUACCUUCGCGAGCGCAAUGUCAUUGACAAUUACCUUACUGACGACUCCGAGCUUGCGGGCUUCAUUAACCGUGCGGGUAAGGAUUUGGCACUCAGUUUUCUCGACGGCUGGUAUAUGGGGGAAUUGUUCAUGGAUGUGGAUAGGCAUUAUCGGAAUAGGUGGAAGUGGAAGUGGGCGAGCUUUGAGCGGGAGUAUAUAGACAAGCCGUGGUUGCUUCUGUCGGCAGCGGGUGGCAUUUUGCUAGUAGUGGCUACGUCAUUCCAGGCCGUAAUGGCCUUCUUAACUUACAAGUAUAAAAGUUGCUAG
Molecule: messenger RNA, 1428 nt
Organism: Carya illinoinensis
Lineage: Eukaryota; Viridiplantae; Streptophyta; Magnoliopsida; Fagales; Juglandaceae
Product: UPF0481 protein At3g47200-like
Exons: 1
Coding region: 1-1428 (475 amino acids)
Source: RefSeq, a predicted model, not a curated record